AUCGCUGGCUCUCCUUGCGCUUUGCCUGUCCUAUGUGUCUGCAUACACCUCCCCAUCACGUUCCUCACAUACGCCGCCCUCAUCCUCUCUCUGCUCACAACCACAGCGAAGAUGCCGAAGCCGCCGAACCUCUACUCCUUCCCGGACAUCGACAAACACCUUGCGCCUAACCUGCGCCGCUACAUCCUCGAUGCCCAGAAAGAGGCCCUCGACCGCCACCAUGUCUUCCGCGUUGCCGUCUCAGGCGGUUCUUUGCCAAAGACUCUCGCAAAAGCUCUCCUCGCCCCCUCCACUUCCGACGCCGAUACGCCUCAAUUCUCCAAAUGGGAAAUUUUCUACGCAGACGAACGCUGUGUGCCGCUCGACCACGACGACUCAAACCACAAGUUGGUGAAAGCCGAUCUGUUGGACAAGAUCCCUUCGGAGCUGGGCACUCCCAAGGUAUUUCCAAUCGAUGAGAAAUAUCUAGACGAUCCGCAAGAGAUGGCAGAUCAAUACGAGAAGACACUGGUAUCCAUAUUCGCCCAGCGCGAUUCAGUGAAGCUGCCGCUUUACGACCUCAUUCUGUUGGGCUGCGGGCCAGAUGGCCAUACUUGCUCCCUGUUCCCAGACCAUCCUCUGCUUAGGGAAGCAGGCGCAUGGGUUUUGUCGAUCACGGAUUCGCCCAAACCACCGGCAAACCGUAUAACUUUGAGUCUACCAGUCGUACUACAUGCUGCGAGGAUUGCAUUCGUGGCGACGGGUGGUGGUAAGAAGGAUGUGUUGAAGAAGAUUUUUGAGACGGAGGAGGGGAGGAAUCUUCCAAGUGGACUGGUGAACGACGGGGCAGGAGACAAGGUCAGCUGGUUCUGUGACCAGGCUGCGACUGAAGGUGUCAACUUCCCCAGGAGAGGAAGCGUGAUCUGAUGGAGGGUUGCAGAAGCACAUCUUGGACUUCCUGCCUACGAAGCGGACAUCGCAUUAAUGUAUCUGCGAUGGGGUUCCUCUAGCAUUGGUCUCGUAACUAGGUAGCGAUGAGAAAUACCAACGAAUUGGACGGCUGUCAAAUGCUG
Molecule: messenger RNA, 1052 nt
Organism: Pseudocercospora fijiensis CIRAD86
Lineage: Eukaryota; Fungi; Ascomycota; Dothideomycetes; Mycosphaerellales; Mycosphaerellaceae
Exons: 1
Coding region: 112-906 (264 amino acids)
Biological process (GO): pentose-phosphate shunt; carbohydrate metabolic process
Molecular function (GO): 6-phosphogluconolactonase activity
Source: RefSeq, a predicted model, not a curated record